Closterium sp. NIES-65 is the source of this 1131-nucleotide messenger RNA. The record is from the annotation of a GenBank genome assembly. NCBI's taxonomy places the organism in Eukaryota, Viridiplantae, Streptophyta, Zygnematophyceae, Desmidiales, Closteriaceae.
AUGAUAUUCUCCAGCGAGGAUCAGAUCAAGCGCGCGUACCGCAAGCUAGCGCUCAAGUUCCACCCGGACAAGAACCCCGGAGAUGAGGAAGCAAAGAAGCGGUUCCAGGAGAUUGGCAACGCAUAUGAGGUUCUCUCAGACGGUGAGAAGCGGCGGAUCUACGACCAGCACGGCGAGGAGGGCGUGAAGCAGCACAGCGCUCAGCAAGCAGCUGGGGGUGGCCAGGACAUCUUCUCACAAUUCUUUGGCGGGUUUGGAGGGUUCGGGCAGCAGCAGGAGGAGGAAGAGCAGGCCCCAAAGGGCGACACAGUCACAGUGGACCUCGAGGCGUCGCUAGAGGACCUGUACAACGGCAGGUCGUUUCAGGUGUGGCGAGACAAGAACGUGGUGCGAUCGGCGCCCGGCAAGCGCAAGUGCAACUGCAAGGCGCGCAUGGUGACGAGGCAGAUCGCCCCGGGCAUGUUCCAGCAGUUCACCCAGCAGGAAUGUCAGGAGUGCCCGAACGUGAAGUACGAGCGCGAGGGCAUGCCCAUCGACGUGGACAUUGAGAAGGGCAUGAAGGACGGGCAGGAGAUCACCUUCUACGAGGAGGGAGAGCCCGUCAUGGAUGGCGAUCCUGGUGACCUCAAGUUGGUGAUCAAGACGCGGCCGCACAAGCAGUUUGAACGGAGAGGGGACGACCUCCACAUGAACCUCACCAUCUCCCUCGUGGAUGCUCUCGUGGGCUUUAAGCACUCCAUCACUCACCUCGACAAUCACCUCGUGGAAAUCGGCACCUCUUCCUCCUCCGUCCUCCGCUCUUCUCCGCUCUCUCCGCCCUCCUCCGCGCUCCCCCGCUCUCCUCCGCUCUCAUCCGCUCUUCUCCGCUCUCCUCCGCUCUCCUCCACUCUCCUCCGCUCUCCUCCGCCCUCCUCCGCGCUUCCCCGCUCUUCUCCGCUAUUCUCCUCUGCUGCUGUUGCCUCAGUUGUCAUUUCCUUUCCUGGUUUUGCAUCUUCUGCUUCUGCGUUCCGUGUGUUCUGGCAGCAAGUGCGUCUGGACUACGUGUUGGCGGAUGGGGUGUUUGCCCGAGCAGAUGUGAAAAAUGUUGACUCGGUGUGCCUGUGGCUGGGGCCGAAUGUCAUGGUGGAGUAA